This is a messenger RNA of Entrophospora sp. SA101, 1383 nucleotides long. Lineage: Eukaryota; Fungi; Glomeromycota; Glomeromycetes; Entrophosporales; Entrophosporaceae. The record is from the annotation of a GenBank genome assembly.
AUGGAUAUAUAUGGACUUUAUCCGCCAUUAAUUGACAUAACAGCAAAGCUUGCAAGAGACGCUUAUAAAACAGCUGAAGAUGCACGUUAUACCAAGAAAACAUGUUUGAUCUUAGCAGACAGAUUAGAGAUAGGAUCGUGUGCUUUGUCUGAUUUAUAUAGGCACAGGGAUGAAAAAGACAAAGAAGAAAAAUUUAAAAGUAGUAAUUUCUAUAAAAGCCUUCAAAGUUAUGUAAAUGCGGCAAUUGAAAUCAAAAGAUUUAUUGAAGAGUUUUCUAACUUGAGAGGAGCAAUGAAAUAUAUUAAAUCAAAAGGGAAAGUUAUUCAACUUGUAAAAAGACAUGAUGAAGCUAUUGCUGAUUUAAAGCUAGGAAUAAGUCUUGAUGAAUUUAAAGAAAUUCAUGAUUUACAAAAUAUAAUGGAAACUGAAUUUGAUAAAAUUUUGAAUAAUCAAUCAAAUGAUAUGAAAUUAAUAAUAGAUACACUUGCAUCAAUGAGUAAUAGUCAUAAACAACCAAUUGAAAUUAAAUCAAUCAGACAACAUGAUUUAAGAGAUCCAGAUCCAGAGCAAGUAGUAAAACGUGGAAAAGUUUUUAAAAAAUUAUUGAAAGGGUAUGAACCAGUAGCAUGUAAGCCAUUUACAGAUGAAGAAUAUAAAGAAGAAGACUUUCGUACUCUUUUAGCAAUUUUAGGUAGAGAAUAUCAUAAUAAAAGUAUACGAAUUAUGCCCUGGAUGGCCCCUGAGAAACUCAAAGAUCCUGAUGGAGUCAGAUACACUUUAAAAUGUGAAAUAUUCAGUUUUGGUAUGUUUGUCUGGGAACUAUCAUUUCAACAAGUUCCAUAUUUUCAUAUGCUUGAUAAUGAUGGUGUAAAAAUUACUCAUUAUAUCUUGGAAGGUGGAAGAGAAAGUGUAAGGAAACUUAGUCGCUUUGAUGAUAUUCAAAAAUGUUUCAAAAACAUAAUAGUAAAAGCUUGGAAUCAAGAACCUUCAUUACGACCAAAUAUGCCUAUUUUUCUUACUCAAUUAGUUACUUUAUACAGAAAUCAUUAUUUACCUAGACCUAGAAGUGGCAUUGGCAAACAAAUUACUCUUUCAUUCGAUGAUGAUGAUCUUUCAUUAGGUACAUUGAGUUUAGAUGAUGUUCCAAAAGUCGGUGGUAAUCCUUUAAUGGCUUCUGAAUUUAUGAAAUAUAUGGAAAAGGCUGCCUUCCAUGAAAAUCAAGUUGCUUUGUAUAACAUGGGUGAUAUUUAUUACGAAGGGAAAUUAAAUUUACCAAGAAAUCAAAAACAGGCAAUAAUUUAUUAUAAAAAGGCUGCUUUGAAAGGUCAUGAAAAAUCAAUUAAGAAACUUAAAAGUUUAAAUAUAAAUAUCUAUGGUGAUUAA